Messenger RNA from Trichomonas vaginalis G3, 1119 nucleotides. RefSeq names its product ribosomal large subunit biogenesis. Lineage: Eukaryota; Parabasalia; Trichomonadida; Trichomonadidae. The record is from RefSeq and is a predicted model, not a curated record. Gene Ontology annotation, molecular function: protein binding. The transcript has a single exon. The coding region runs from base 1 to 1119 and encodes 372 amino acids.
AUGAGCGAGACAGUACGUGUCAAAUUCGUGACAAAAGAGCAAGAAUAUGUUCUUCCUAUGGGAGAUUUCGCCAUAUCCACAGCUCUCAAUAGAAAAGGUCUUUCUGAUGCACUUAAUCAGGCACUUGAGCUUGAAAAGCCAGUUCCAUUUGAUUUUAAGAUCAAUGGUAACUUCUUAAGACAGUCUCUUGCUCAAGCAAUGCGUCUUUAUCAAAUUUCUCCAGAACAAAUUUUAACAUUAGAAUAUUUCCCCGCUUUCAAGCCACCAGAGUUAAAAGACGAACAAAAAACAGAUGAUUGGAUCUCAUGCAUUAAGUACAAGAACGGAGAACUUUAUUAUUCGCUUUAUAAUGGAACAAUUCACUGUGGAGAGAAAGUUUACGAGUUUGUUGAAGAAGGAGAGGAUCCAGUACCUUUCAAGAGCUUCGCAUUCAUCGGAGAUAAUACUCUUAUCGCUGGCGGACUCGAUGGAUCCGGAACUGUCUUUACAUUAGACGGCAGCAAGCAAACACAGCGCUUAGAACUCCAUAACUCUGCAGUUAAUGCAAUCGCCACACAUCAAAACGUCGAUCAAAUGUUUAUUACAGCCGGUGCUGAUUAUUGCCUCGCAUUAUGGUCAUUAGCCCUAUCUAACCUACAGCCAUUUGUCGGCCAUACAGAUUCUGUUACAGAUGUCCACUGGAUUGAAGAGAAUACCAUUGUUUCUUCUUCACUCGAUAGAUCCAUUCGACUUUGGGAUGUAAAUACGUUCCAGGAGAAGUACCAGAUGAGUUCUACGAGUGGUAUUCUAUCUAUAUCCGUCGAAGGACCUCUAAUUAUCUCAGCACAUACAGAUCGUUCCGUCAAAUUAUGGGACACAAGAGAAACAGAGCACAGAUCGGUUGUCCGUGAGUUUAAGUCACAUACGAACUGGGUUUCCAAGGUCCUCUUCAUGAGUAAUGACGUAUUUGUUUCUGGCGGUUACGAUGGAGCUGUAAAGGCAUGGAAUAUUGGAACAGGAGUUCCUCUCUGUACAAUUUCUCAACACGAUGAGAAAGUUUUCGCUUUGGCCAACGAAAACAACACACUUGCAAUUGGCGGAACUGAACAGGUCAUCCGCAAGGCUGCUUUCACUUUUUAG